CUUCAACUUUCCCGCCUUCCAGUUAACCUGAAAGAAACGCUGUGGAUGAAAAGGAGCAGAGAUGUCAGCGAUUUCAGAGGAAGCCUGGAGAAUAACUCUGACUGUAAUCCUCGAGGAGCUGGAUGAGCCGCAGUACAAAAAGAUGCUGCUUUUUCUGUCGGAAAUCCCCAAACGUGUGAAGACCAAGUCCAGAGAAGAGAUGCCCCAAUCAAUCAUUGAGCACUACGGAGUGGAAACAUCUAUUCAUAGAAUCAAUGAAGUAAUGGAUCAGAUCCCACGGAAGGAUGCUGCGGUCCAGGACCGGCUCCGCCCCUUUGUGGACAAACUGAAGAACACACAACAGAAAACAGGCAAGAAGAGGAAACGCAGCGAAACUGUUCUGAAGUCAGUGGACAGAAAGGACGAAGCUGGUGGACAGAAAAGCUGUGAGCCUGACGAGACUGCAGGACCAGAAAGACCCAAAAAGAAGAAGAGCAGAAAUCGAUCCCUGACCCCAACCAGAGCCAAGAAAACCCCCAAGGUAUCAACGGUUUCAGAGAAGGAGUGGAAAAAAGCUCUGAGCGCCGUCCUCGGGAAGCUGACCAACAGUCAGUAUGAUGAGAUGCUCACGUUUCUGAAAAUCCCCAAACAGAAGAAGACCGCUAAGUUCAAAGAACAGCUGCCCCAAAAAAUCAUUGAGCGCUACGGAGUGGAAACUUCCAUCCGCAAAAUCAAAGAAGCAUUGGAUCGGAUACCACGGAGGGACGAGGUGGUCCAGAAACACCUGCGCCCCCUUCUGGACAAACUGAAGAACAAGCAGAAAAAAGGGAAACGGAAAAGCUGCCAGCCUGACAAGACUGGUACAAUGAAGCGUAAAAAGAAGAAGGCAGAGAGCAGAGAUCCAUCCCUGCAGUCGACUCAGACCGCAGAAACUCCCAGAGCAGCGUCUGCUUCCAGGCUGCAGGAUUCUGAUCCUUCUGAACCAGCGGAGCUCAAACUGGAGGAGCCGGAUUCAGCCCUGAGUUUGAAUGGAGCCACCAAAACUCCCAAGGGUCAGAGGGCACCUGUCCAGACUGGCAGGAUUAAAAUCAAAGCAGUCACAGCCACCAAGAAAACCAACACUCACCUGGUGGUGACGGUAAAACGGCAGCUGAAGGAGCUUUUUGUGAAGACUCGUCUGCUGGCGGAGGCGCUCAGCUGCCAAAUGGACGAAAGCGUUGAAGCCAGAAUCCGUGACGCACUGCCAAUCUCAGCCGAGGCAAAGAUGGAAGGAAAAAGGAUUAUAGAGAUUAAAAAGAUAUGAAAAUGUAUUUUAUGGUUAUUUAUUUUUUGCUGUUAGAAAAACAGACUGAUUCAAAGGUUUUACAGCAUUGACUCUGCUGGGUGCUCAGUACUGUUGGAUCAGAGGUGCUUUUAGAUUCAAGGAAUUUUUCCAACAUUUUUUAAAACUGUUUCCGUGUCUGUUCUGCAAAGAUGAUCGUUUGAGCUGCUCCCUCCAAGGAGAUCAGCUGAACACCGAGAGCAGCACCAAGAACCGGUAAACACGGUGAACUGUUAGCUGAAGUGAAUGUUCCUAUGUUCUCCCGAGAACCUCGGGUCAUGGUGUUCCUCUGGACGUGCCUUUGUCAGGAACCAGGCAGCUAAACACUGAUGCAGACCAAGCACUGCAGAGCCCUGACUGCGCUGUAGUGCCACAGCUACAGAGGAGUUCUUAGAGUUUGUAUUUUUUAAUCAGUUUUAGUUCAAGUUAUUAAUAUUAGUAGUAGUAGCAGUAAUAUUAGUAGCAGUAGUAGUGUGAUAUUUGUUAGGGUAUCAGGUUUAUGAAAUUCAGGCGACUGCAGUAAUGGAAGAAUCAAAUCUCCUCGUCCCAGAGUGACAUUUUAAAAAGUUUAAAUCUGUACUUUUAGUAUUUCAUGUUCAUGUAUUUUAAUAGGUUAUUGUGUUUUUAUUGAUUUAUGUUUUAUUAAUUCAGUGUAUUUUUGGCUUAUGGUGUUUUAUAAAAUUGUAAAUAAUGACCAAUAAUAAUGAUAUCACUACUACUUGUCACUGUAAGCAUUUUUAAAUCAUGUAACUUUGGGGCAUUUUAGAUGAUAUUAUAAAAAAUGUUUCCAUGUGUCAUUUUGUUGUCCGUGAUGAAGAAUCCGCUGUACUCUGUACUCUCCAUGUCGGGCUUUUAUUUUGGCACACUUCCUGCCGAUUAGGGAACUAAGACUGAAGCCAGGUUUGAAUGUUUUUUCCAGACUGAUAAUCAGCUGAUAAUCUGACACUCGGGUUCAUCCACUGACUGAAGCCUCAUAAACUGGAGUGUUUGACCAAAGGACUGUUAUUAAAACUCUGUUAUUGUGGAUUUUAGUUUUGUGUCAUUUAUUAUUUAACUCACGGUUUCUGUUCUUGUUUUUUUUGCAGUUAUUUCUGU
Molecule: messenger RNA, 2395 nt
Organism: Archocentrus centrarchus (flier cichlid)
Lineage: Eukaryota; Metazoa; Chordata; Actinopteri; Cichliformes; Cichlidae
Exons: 10
Coding region: 62-1282 (406 amino acids)
Source: RefSeq, a predicted model, not a curated record